AUGCUUCAUGUCUUCCUAAAGAUCUCCUUUCUAUUCUUGUGCCUGUGGAUUCAUGUCCUGAACGGGCGCGAACUUAUUGGGUGUAACAGAAAGCUUGAAAAGCUCGGACCUAAAAGCAACACCGCAGUAUGCGAAGUUGAUAACGGUAAAAUAACAACGUAUCACUGUAAAUAUGCAAGUUGCUGGAAUGACAAUCAUCAAUGGGUUUUUAUCACUGGCUGUCAGCUCCCCGGUUCCGAUGGCGCCUUCAGUGACCAAGAUUGUGCCCAAUAUGAAUACCUGGGUGUGUUAGGUUAUGGUUGCACCAACCCCGGGAAUGUAACUUAUCGCUGCCCUUAUUGGGAUCCUACUACUGUGCCAUAUCUGACCUGUAGCGAUUGCACGCUGAAAAAGUGA
This is a messenger RNA of Melampsora larici-populina 98AG31, 396 nucleotides long. RefSeq lists its product as uncharacterized. NCBI's taxonomy places the organism in Eukaryota, Fungi, Basidiomycota, Pucciniomycetes, Pucciniales, Melampsoraceae. The record is from RefSeq and is a predicted model, not a curated record. The transcript has 5 exons. The coding region runs from base 1 to 396 and encodes 131 amino acids.